Mytilinidion resinicola is the source of this 987-nucleotide messenger RNA. RefSeq names its product short-chain dehydrogenase. The transcript has 5 exons. The record is from RefSeq and is a predicted model, not a curated record. Lineage: Eukaryota; Fungi; Ascomycota; Dothideomycetes; Mytilinidiales; Mytilinidiaceae. The coding region runs from base 1 to 987 and encodes 328 amino acids.
AUGAGUAUACUCAGCCAAUGCUUCCCUCCGAGUCCGUCGUUCACGGAGAAAGAGCUUCCAGACCAGACUGGCAAGGUCGCACUAGUAACUGGCUCCGCUUCCGGUGUAGGCCUCGAGCUCGCAAAGAUACUCUACAGCCGCAACGCAACCGUCUACAUCGGUGCCCGAUCCUCCUCGCGGGUGCAAACAGGGUUCCAGGCCAUCCAAGCCGCGCACCCUUCAUCGAAAGGCCGGCUCGAGGCGUUCGUGGUCGACCUCGCGGACUUAGAGUCGGUGAAACGGGCUGUCGACAACUUCCUAAAGCGGGAGGAAAAGCUACAUGUACUCGUGCACAAUGCCGGAGUGAUGAUGCCGCCGGAAGGCAGUAAGACGACGCAAGGCUAUGAUCUUAUGAUGGGGACAAACUGUCUUGCGCCGUUUCUACUGACUAAACUCCUCGAGCCGAUUCUUCGACGAACCGCUAUUGCAGAGGGUGCCGCAAAGAAGCCUUUCAAGGCGGUUCGGGUUGUGUUCGUCGGCUCCCUACUCACGAGCUUUGGGAAACCGAGAGGAGGCGUAACAUUGACGGAAGAUGGGGUGCCCUCUGACGAAUACAAGGGCAUGGAUCGAUACAUGCAGACCAAGUUUGGAGACGUCUUUCUGGGUGCCGGAUUUGCGAAGGCCUUGGGCGAUGAUGGCAUACUCAGUGUAAGUCUCCAUCCCGGCUUGAUGAAAACCGAACUGCAACGCAACAUGCCCGCGGUUGCGAGUAUGGCCAUAGGCGUGGUCUUCAAAUCUGCCAAGUACGGCGCAUACACCGAGCUAUACGCAGGCUUCUCGCCUAAACUCACGGGGGCUGAUAAUGGGGAGUUUUUCAUUCCCUGGGGUCGCAAAGGCGUUAUUCCUGGACAUGCACGAACAAGCCUGAAAUCGAAAACUGAGGGAGGGACUGAGGUAGCCGAUCGAUUUUUUGCAUGGUGCCAACAAGAAACUCGAAAAUACUUGUGA